AUGGGUAGCAAAAUCACUAACACGGUGUCAACGCAGUUGGUUUUCACAGAGAGGAAGAUAAGAAAGGGUAUUGAUUUGGUCGCUGUAGGUAAGAACAAGAAGACCAAGCGCAUUGCUUUGAGGAAGAAGCUUGCUGAAGGUUUGAAGCGUUUGGCCAAGUCAGAUCCUAUGGUUGUCUGUACCAUUGAGAAGUCUGGUGAGCAUAUUAUUGCUGGUGCUGGAGAACUCCACUUUGAGAUAUGCUUGAAGGACUUGCAAGAAGAUUUCAUGGGUGGUGCUGAAAUUAUAAAAUCAGAUCUAAUUGUAUCCUUUCGUGAGACUGUUCUUGAGAGGAGUCUGGUGAGCAUAUUAUUUGCCUGUUAUCGAAUCAUUUGGUUUCUUAAGUACCUUGAGAGCCUCAACUUAUGGACAAGCCUUUCCCCAUUGUGUGUUUGA
Molecule: messenger RNA, 435 nt
Organism: Fraxinus pennsylvanica
Lineage: Eukaryota; Viridiplantae; Streptophyta; Magnoliopsida; Lamiales; Oleaceae
Source: the annotation of a GenBank genome assembly